AUGUACUAAGAAAUAGAUUUUAAUGAAGCUAACAAUGUGAACGCACCAAAAACCUCAACCGAGCACAGUAAUACAAAAUCCUCUGAUUCGUAAAGAGUAAGUUAUUUUUAUUAUUAGAAAUUAUCUCAAAUGAAAUAUAAUAAUAAAGAAAAUCCCGUCAUUAUUGAUAAUAAAUACAUAUUGCUUAAUGUAAUCUAUUAAGGAAAGACUUCUACAAUCUUUGAAGGUAUUAACACUACUAAUUUAAAAGCAAUCAAUUUAUAAUUACAAUAGGCAUGUGUUGUUAGGAUGACUAUUUUAUCCAAGAGUGACAAUAGCACUAAAAUACUUUAGUACUUUAAAACUUAAUUUGAGAAUCAGUAUGAGGAGAAAUAUUAAAGUGGAAAAAUAACAUAGAACCCUUAAGAUUGUCUGGUGAGAUUGAUGGAUCAUGGAGUUUUCAUGAAUCAAUAUAAUUAUCAAGUUCUCAACAAAACUGGCCCAAGCCUAAAAUUUUGGUUCAAUUUUUGGAAAUCAAGGUUUUCCUUCGAAUGCAUAAUUUUAAUCAUUCUAAAAUCAGUAAUAAUGUUAAUAUUUUAGAUCGAUGCUCUGUAGUUAUUGCAUUCUGGAAACUUUAUUCAUGCAAAUUUAAAUAUGCAGAGUCUGUUAACAAGUCUGGAAAAUUAGAGGACACUUUCAUUAGGCAAUCUAUAAUAAGCAAUAGUAUUCAAACCAAAUUCAAAGAUAGUAUAAAAAUGUCAACAUUUAAAUAAGUAUUCAAGUUUGGGAUAGCAUCUAGGAAUAUGUAAUAAAUUACUAAUAAAAUGAUUAGAAGUUUAUCCCAAAGAUGAUUUAGAAAGUCUUCUCUAUAUUGUAAUAUAAUUAUUGACAGAUGGAGAAUUCUUUGAUUAUUAAAAAAAAUUUAAAACGAGAGCUGACAAGUUAUAAUGGUAUUUUUCAAUUAAGCAUUCAUUUCUACCUGAAAAGGUACUUAAAAAUUAUCCCCCUUGUUUUACAGACUUUGCUAAUAAGAUAAAAUUCCUAAACCCAAUGGAAUUACCAGUGAAUUAUGAUGCUUUGAAAGCUGUAUUUAAGGGAUACAAACAUUUGGAAUUUGAUUGGGUAAUUAAUUUAAUCACAAAUAUAGAGUUCUUUAAUUAAUGGAUUAAAGAAGAACAGUGGAAAAACUAGUCAAUAAGUAUCAGUAUAAAAUUUAGAAUUUAAAUCUGGAUAAGUAUCACUUGAUACAAUUAAUGAAUCAUUAAAUGAAUAAGUCAUUGAUUUACAUCAUCGUUUAGUUAAAACUCAAAAACAUAUUGGAGAUCAUUGUGAUUACAAUCCAGAAACUUAAGAAUCUGAUGGGGAAAUCUCUUUUGAAGAAGAAUCAACCGAUAAAAGUUAUGUUUACUGCUUCAAAUGAC
This is a messenger RNA of Paramecium octaurelia, 1400 nucleotides long. NCBI's taxonomy places the organism in Eukaryota, Ciliophora, Oligohymenophorea, Peniculida, Parameciidae. The record is from the annotation of a GenBank genome assembly.